CCCCAAUAGGCUGCUGAAACUGAGACUGAGGAGGAAGUGAGAGGAGGAGGUGAGGUGCAGCAAGGAGCCCGUGACACUGGGGUCUAGGGCAGAAUGGCCCAGGCCCUGGGAGAGGACUUGUUGCUACCGUCAGAACUACAGGAUGAUUCUAGCUCUCUGGGGUCCGACUCAGAGAUCAGUGGGUCCAGCCCAUAUCGUCAGGCUGACCGAUAUGGCUUCAUUGGGGGCAACUCAGCUGAGCUGGGGCUUGGUCAACCCCCUGCAGACCUUAUCCGCCAGCGGGAGAUGAAAUGGGUGGAAAUGACCUUACACUGGGAGAAGACCAUGUCUCGACGAUAUAAGAAGGUAAAGAUACAGUGCCGAAAGGGCAUCCCCUCAGCCCUACGUGCCCGGUGUUGGCCCCUACUGUGUGGGGCCCAUAUGUGUCAGAAGAACAACCCUGGCACCUAUCAGGAGCUGGCAGUGGCCCCAGGGGACCCGCAGUGGAUGGAGACCAUUGGCAGGGACUUGCACCGGCAGUUCCCUCUGCACGAGAUGUUUGUGUCACCCCAGGGACAUGGGCAGCAGGGGCUGCUGCAGGUUCUCAAGGCCUACACCCUGUACCGGCCAGAACAGGGAUAUUGCCAGGCUCAGGGACCUGUAGCUGCUGUGCUGCUCAUGCAUCUGCCCCCAGAGGAAGCCUUCUGGUGCUUGGUGCAGAUCUGUGAGGUCUACCUCCCUGGCUACUAUGGGCCCCACAUGGAAGCAGUGCAGCUGGAUGCCGAAGUGUUCAUGGCUCUUCUGCGGCGGUUGCUCCCACGUGUGUACAAGCACCUGCAGCAGGUAGGCGUUGGCCCCCUGCUCUACCUGCCUGAGUGGUUCCUGUGCCUCUUCACUCGAUCGCUGCCCUUCCCCAUCGUGCUUCGCAUCUGGGAUGCCUUCCUCAGUGAGGGUGCCAAGGUACUGUUCCGUGUAGGGCUGACACUGAUGCGCCUAGCACUGGGCACUGUGGAACAGCGCACAGCAUGCCCAGGGCUCCUGGAGACACUUGGGGCCUUACGAACCAUUCCCCCUACCCAGCUGCAGGAAGAGGUCUUCAUGUCCCAGGUACACAAUGUAGCCCUGUCUGAGCGAGACCUGCAACGGGAAAUCAGGAUCCAGCUGGCCCAGCUGCCCAAGUCAUCACCUGGGCCAGUCCCUCUGCCACAGGCCCGCCUUCCUGGGGCUCAAGCCAUCUUUGAGUCCCAGCAGCUGGCUGGGAUGCGAGGAGGCGCCAAACCUGAGAUACCUCGAAUUGUGGUGCAGCCUCCAGAGGAGCCCAAUCCACCACGUCGCAAGCCGCAGACCCGUGGCAAGACUUUCCAUGGGCUCCUGAUAAGGGCCAGGGGACCCCCUAUUGAGGGUCCCUCCAGGUCCCACAGAGGCUCUGCCUCUUUCCUGGACACCAGAUUCUAAGUGUACCAUGCACUUAGUGCCACCACAUCUCAGUCAUCUGAACAGUGACGCCAGCCCCAGCAAUGAGGACUGCGCUUUCCUGCUGGGCUGUAUGACUCAGCAGGGACCACCUUGAGGACUGUGUCGGGCGCAAAGAUCAAGGAACAAUACCGAGUGGAGCUUGUGGGGAGCUGUUUGGUGCCUGCCAUUGCCAGCAUCAAAGCCAGCACCAAAGGAUUGUGGGAAUAAAGCUUCUGGCUAAGGUAUGGCACCUCAUGGGCUUCUUGCAAGGAAAUGCUCAAAUAAAGCCUGACUGAGAGAUACUGGAUAAAGUUGGAUCAAAUAUUCCUCCA
Molecule: messenger RNA, 1766 nt
Organism: Rattus rattus (black rat)
Lineage: Eukaryota; Metazoa; Chordata; Mammalia; Rodentia; Muridae
Gene: Tbc1d10c
Product: TBC1 domain family member 10C
Exons: 10
Coding region: 94-1434 (446 amino acids)
Source: RefSeq, a predicted model, not a curated record